Phaeodactylum tricornutum CCAP 1055/1 is the source of this 1074-nucleotide messenger RNA. RefSeq lists its product with no specific name. The coding region runs from base 1 to 1074 and encodes 357 amino acids. Gene Ontology annotation, biological process: thiamine biosynthetic process. The transcript has a single exon. The record is from RefSeq and is a predicted model, not a curated record. NCBI's taxonomy places the organism in Eukaryota, Bacillariophyta, Bacillariophyceae, Surirellales, Neidiaceae.
AUGGAUUGGUGGGGAAUCUUGCUCGGCGUAUCUGUUGUGCUAGCCGUUACUCCAAACUCCUCCUUCCUCGUCACGGCGGCUCGUGAACAAGAAUGCGACGCCAUCAACACAAACGCUAACGCUACGCUGCCGGUAUCCUUGCGUAUUGGUCUGGAGUGGUUCACCAAUCCGGAUCAUUUGCCCUUGAUUGUCGCACAACAGCACGGAAUCUUCCGAGAUUACGGUCUCGACGUGCACCUUAUCGAACCGAAAGAUCACUGGGAAGCCGAGGAAGAGAUCCUGCAAGGUCGUCUGGAUGUGGCGGUAACGGAACCUUUGCAUUUGGCACAAGACGCGGCGCGUGGCAAGCCGGUCUUGGGCUUUGCGCGAUUCUUUCACUCGGACGGUGGGGUCAUGUACCGAACCGACGGCGAAAUUCGGCGACCCCGCGACAUGUGUGGCAAGAUCAUUGGCUAUCCCGGAGCUCCGGGACCCGGGGGACCCGCUAUUGUCAAUACCAUGGUCCAGGCCGACGGAAAAUAUGAUUGUGAUUUGGAAUCGUACGGAAAAUACAACGGCGGUUUCUUUCACACGGAUGCGUUGGAAUCGAAAAAGGCCGACGUGGCGGCGCUCAUCUUUUGGAACUUUGAGAUUCCCGAAGCGACGGCCCGUGGUGUGCCGGUAGACUUUUUCAGUCUUAAGGAAUGGGGCGUCCCCGAUGUCUGUCAACUCGUCCUCUUUACGACACCAGAAAAAUUCUUGGCGUUACAGCCACAAUUGAGGAAACUGGUCUUGGCGUUGCGCAAAGCUACGGGAAUCAUCCAUCAACGUCCAGAGCUCGCCAAGUCCUAUUAUCAACAGUAUACCCAAGGAAAGGACGGGGAUACGAGUGAACAGGAAAUCGACGAAGUCCAGCGUCAAAUCAUGGACGAGACGUUACGGGCAACGCUUCCCGCGUUUCCGAACGACAGCAACAUGGCCAGUGACUACUACGAACGGCUCAUGGCGUGGCUGGUUGACACCAACCAGGUAGAGGCCGACGCCGCUGUGACUACCAGUGUGCGCUCCUACUGGACCAAUGAAGUUGCCUGGUAG